Messenger RNA from Hyposmocoma kahamanoa, 1770 nucleotides. RefSeq names its product solute carrier family 22 member 3-like. The coding region runs from base 130 to 1731 and encodes 533 amino acids. The record is from RefSeq and is a predicted model, not a curated record. Gene Ontology annotation, molecular function: transmembrane transporter activity. Lineage: Eukaryota; Metazoa; Arthropoda; Insecta; Lepidoptera; Cosmopterigidae. The transcript has 11 exons. Gene Ontology annotation, biological process: transmembrane transport. Gene Ontology annotation, cellular component: membrane.
AAAUAGUUUCAUUUCCUAUACAUAUUUCUAAAUAAAUUAGAAAAUUAUAUUUCACAGGAGACGACAGUACAGAACAAACGAGAAGCAGAUAGCGAUGCUUUGGAGUCAGUCCUCGAGCACGUUGGAGGAAUGGGACGAUAUCAAAUAUUCCUGAUACUAGCAUUGGGUCCGUUUGCAAUCUUUUCCGUAUUCGUCUACUUCGUACAGAUUUUCAUAACUCUUACCCCAAAGGACCAUUGGUGUAGAGUACCCGAAUUGCAGAGCUUAGAUUUGGAGUUGAGACGCAAUCUCACGGUACCUAUAGUUAUAAAAGGGGAUGAAAGAUGUUGGACAUAUAAAGCCAAUUGGAGUCAUGUGCUGGAGACGAUGAUGCCACCUGAUCCAAACACAACCUUGGAGCGUUGUCAGUACGGUUGGGAAUUUCAGUUCAAAGAUAUACCCUAUCCAACUGUAGUUACCGAUCGAGGUUGGGUAUGUGAAUAUGCAGGAAACGUGCCCACUGCACAAACAAUCUUCUUUGUGGGGUCAUUAUUAGGAACUCUAUUUUUUGGUUGGUUAGCUGAUCGAUUCGGAAGAGUGCCUGCUUUAGUUGGGUCAAACCUCAUUGCUUGUAUUGGUGGUGUAGCGACUGUUUUUACGAAUGGAUUUUGGGAUUUCGCAUUCUGUCGAUUUUUAGUGGGUUUAUCUCUCGAUAGCGGUUUCAUGAUUAUGUAUAUAAUGGUACUUGAAUAUGUGGGUAUUCGUCAUCGCACAUGGGUGGCGAAUGGAUCAUUGGCAAUAUAUUUUGGCGUGUCUAGUAUGUUAAUGCCUUGGGUGGCAAUUGCAAUUGGCGAUUGGCAGAAAUUUGCAUUGCUCACCUCCCUGCCCAUGCUGAUAACACUUGGUGUUCCUUUUGUCAUACCUGAGAGUACGAGAUGGUUGGCGUCAAAAGACAAAGGUGAUAAAGCAGUCAAAAUCUUUAAAAGAAUCGCAAAAGUAAACGGUAAUAAAGUUCCAGGUCAUGUGAUGAAUAAUUUCCUUCAAUCUCUCAGACAGCCAAAAACUAGCGACGAAUCCAUUGCAGCAUUAUUUAAUUCACGGGAGCUCUUGAAAACAAUGAUAGCUGCCAUAGUUGCAUACAUGUCAGCUACCAUGGUCUUUGACGGCCUCGUACGUUUAUCAGAGCAUUUGGGCUUGGACUUCUUUUUAAUUUUCACCCUUUCGUCGGCUACGGAGAUACCUGCGCUUCUAACGUUGGCUUUUGUUCUUGACAGGUGGGGUCGUCGAGUACUUGCGUGUGGGCCUAUAGUGUUGGCUGGAAUUUUAAAUGUCGCAGCCGCUUUUUUAGCAAAAGGUGUUCUUCAAGUUGUAUUGACUUUGGUAGCGCGGUUCUUUGUGAACAUGUCAUUGUCUGCACUAGUGCAAUGGGUUACGGAAAUUCUACCCACUCCGGUACGCGCUACAGGUAGCUCUAUAUUACAUGUAAGCGGGUUCUUUGGCGGAAUGUUCUCACCAUUCGUAGUUUAUGCUGGCCUAUACUGGACACCAUUUCCACUGUUACUAUUCGGUAUACUGGCAUUUAUAGCCUGUGCUAUGAGUUUGCUGCUACCAGAGACCAUGGGUCUUCCUUUGCCACAAACCAUUACCGAAGGAGAGCGACUUAUUCAGGAAAAAUCAUUAUUUAGGAGAAAUCCAGAUCCCACUACAGCUGUAUAUAAUGAAGAAUCGACAAAUGAAAAAAUUGUAUUAUAAAUAGAAGGAUAAUGGGAAAUAUGAUGCAAUCACCAAACG